Messenger RNA from Acinonyx jubatus (cheetah), 19121 nucleotides. It is a transcript of the gene NOTCH2, whose product is annotated as notch receptor 2. The record is from RefSeq and is a predicted model, not a curated record. Bases 8516 to 15919 code for a protein of 2467 amino acids. Gene Ontology annotation, cellular component: signaling receptor complex; membrane. Gene Ontology annotation, biological process: regulation of DNA-templated transcription; multicellular organism development; Notch signaling pathway. Lineage: Eukaryota; Metazoa; Chordata; Mammalia; Carnivora; Felidae. Gene Ontology annotation, molecular function: signaling receptor activity; Notch binding; calcium ion binding. The transcript is spliced from 34 exons.
AGAGAGUGCGAGCAGGGGAGGGGCAGAUAGAGAGGGAGACACAGAAUCCAAAGCAGGCUCCAGGCUCUGAGCUGUCAGCCCUGAGCCCAAUGCAGGGCUCAAACUCACAAACUGUGAGAUCGUGACCUAAGCUGAAGUUCGGUACUUAACCGACUGAGCCACCCAGGUGCCCCUGAUCACUUCUGCAAAUCAUAAAGGUCACUUUGACUUUGGAAUUUAACCUCAAAGGCACUGACAUCCACCCCCUGCCUCUUACUUGAGCUUCUUCUACUGUUUCCUGUAUUACUAUAUUACUAAACUAGCAAUUCUAUUAUUUUGUUCAGAGUUGCCAUAUUUUAUUGUAAUUUUGGUCAUUUGGGGGAUUAUUGGAAUAGUGUUUUUAAAAUUAGAGUUAACUAAGUUUAUGUUUUGAUGGUUUUUUUGAGAUUUUUCAUUAUGAGCUGGAUAUUGCAAACUUCUAUUGCAAACUUUAUAUUUAGUAAAGUUUUUUUUUUUUUUACCCCAUCAAGAGCGUUCCCUAAAAACCACUACAACCAACAAAAAUUCUAAAGAUGAGAAAUGACAAAUAAAACCUUGAGAGAACUGUAUAGUGUGUGAGCUACCUCUGCAACAUACUUGCUCCUUGAGGGCAGGCACUAUGUCACACACAUCCCUCCAUAAAACUUGUCUGGCAUAUGUCCGAUGUGCAGAGUCAGCCAAGCAGCAGGUCAGCUUUGUCACAGCACCUGUAAUUCCUGCUCUGUCCUCCCAACCUUUGGGGUAUUUUGGAGGAGAGGCCAAAGGUGAGUCAGGGGUGUGUGUUACGCUCUUUUCUCCUUUGAAGAGAAAAGAUCAGUUGAAAGCUGACCCCACCUACAGACUUUUAUACUGUCUCUUUUUAUUAGUUAAUGGGUAGCUGAAAUUUUCCUCUUUGUUGACUUAUAUGUUGGCAGAAACUUUAAAAUUUACCUAGUCCUUCUAUCCUUUCCAUGCUGGAUGUGCUCCUCUUACAACAUCCUGGUCAAUAGGUAGCUUACCUUUUUUGUGCUUGGACAACUCUUAUGGUAGCUCCCUGCCUCUGCAGGCAGCUUAGUUCAUCUCUGGACAACUCUGAGUUUUAGAAAGAUCUUCUUAUAUACAGUUGUAGUCUGUCUCCUUGAGAAUUGUGCCCAUUGGCAUCUUCUCAGGCAUUUGCCUUAUAAAGUUUUAAGCCCUGUGUAAGUGACAGGGAUCCAAAAGGGGUACCUGUUACUGAACGGAUGCCUACUCUGCCAUUAAAGGAGUUAGACCUAGUGAGGAGCAUGGAGAUGAUUCCAUCUGGGGUGUUUUCCUGGAUAUUCUGAUUCAGUGGGUCUGAAAUAGUAUCUGGGAAUUUGUAUAUUGAAGAAAUAGCCACUUAUUUUUUUUUUUUAUUUUAAAAAUGGUUAUUUAGUUUUGAGAGUGGAGAGAGAGAGAGAGCAGGAGAGGGGCAGAGCCCAGUUAAUUUUUAUAUUAGGGAAGUUUGGAAUCAUUGCAGAGUGAAUCUGGGGAAAGUAAGGGUGUUUUGGGUUAGCAUUUGUUUGUUUGUUGUUCUUUGAUAGUACUAGAGAUAGGUUGCUUUGCCUGGGUCUUGUGGUCAUUUUUUCCCCUUGAGAAGAGUUUGAUUCUUGCUCACUAGGGAAGCUGCUCUGUAUCCCUAUAAGACUAAUAAAGUGAUUUGUUUUAUCUUAAAAAAAUAAUCUACAAACUAUUCAGAAUAUCAGGGCUGGUGUAUGUGUGCUGUGUGUGACUUUGGUGGAAGCCUCCUUAUCCCUUCAUCAGAAUGUUACAAAGAUGCCAGGAUACAUAGGUGUUCCACCGUCUUUUUGGUGUCCGCUAAGGAAUUCUGUUCUAGUCCUUGUGAAUGACACUGCCUUUUAGCAUGUCUGCUUUGUUAACCCAUGAACAUAUUACUUGUGUCAGGGAUUCCCCUCAGAUGUGUUAGUGCAAAAAGAUACAUGAAAGUCAGUCAUUUCAGGCAGUCCUGCCUUUGGGCUGUCUGGGCUCUGCAGCAAGUGGAAUAUGGAAGGGAGAAUAAAGGAGGAAUCAAGGGUCUUUUUUUAAAUAAAAAUUUUUAGGUUUAUUUAUUUAUUUUUUUGAGAGAGAAAGUGUGAGCUUAAGUGGGGGAAGGGUAGAGAGGGGAGAGGAAGGAUCCCAAGCAGUGGGAUGUGGGGCUCGAACUCAUGAACUGUGAGAUUGUGACCUGAACUGAAAUCAAGAGUUGGACACUUAACCGACUGAGUCACCGAGGUGCCCCAGGAAUCAAGGGUCUCUUGAGCAGAACAGAGCAUUCUGCAAGAAGGGGCCCGGGAGUGUUCCUCUGACAAGGACUUGAUGUUGCUGUCCCUUAUAGAAACUAGAUAGUGGCUUCAGAUCUGAAAGGAUAGGCUCCUGGCCUCUGGAUGGGACAAACCUGUAGUGUUAUUUGUAGGGGUAGGAGGUUUGCUAUAGAUCUGUUCUUUCUGUCGUCUCCUUUUUGAGGCAGAUACCAGCUGUGUGGCAGAAAAUACACUCUGAUCUUACAGAAAAGAGCAAAACCAAGAAGGGGAGGGGGGGAUGAUAAAAGCCAUAGCUUGGAGUGAUAAUUACUGUACUAAUUUAUUUAUAUGUGUAAGUAUAUAAGUUUCUACAUAAAACUCUGGUAGGAUCCCUAGUUAUUGGCUCUAAGGUUUAUUAUCUUUGUAGCUCUGCUGUCUUAGUGGUGUGUUAGAGAGGAUUGUGGUGUCUUGUCAUCCUUAAUUUGUGUAUUUCAUCAUGUGGCAGACAGUACAGGGUAUUCUGCUCUUGUAGAUGUGUGGGAAUCAUUGACCAAGUCAAAGAUAGGGCCCUGCCCCCAAGGAGCUGACAUCAUCAUGGAGAUAAGACAGAUGAGCACACAAUUAGGAAUAUGAAAUACAAGUCAUUUAGUCACUUAUCUACAGUCUCUGAAAGCAGUUUCCUGCAGUCAGAGUGACUAAGAGCUAUAGGGUCUGGGGGAGUAAACUUCAGGUCUACUAGGGAAUAGUGACCCCCAGCUCACUCCGACUGGGCUUGUCUGCUAUUCUCCCCUUUCUCUUUUGUAAUUUAGAAGUAUCUAAACUUAACUUGGGGGAAAAGAUAAAGACCCCUUUGUCUGGUAUGGGUCUAAAUGUAAGUUUGGCACAUGUUAUGGUAUCUGUUGUGUCUAUCACUGGGUUUGUGGCAAGAGAGAGAGGGCUGUUUUCUUAGUCCUUGAUGAGAAGCCCGAUCUAGGACAAGUUAAGGUGGAAAUAUCUUCUUUGGAAGACCUAGUUCUCAGUGGCAGUAGCUGAAGGAACUUCUUGUCACAGCCAGGCAAUGACUGAGGUACGGUAUGGACACACCCAGAGCUGCUGCCUCAGGUGGCAUUGAUUAAUCAUACUAACAUCUCCCUCACCCUCUGUGCUUGUCUUGGCAAAACCCCGUUCUACCAGCUCCUCAAAGUUUGUGUUUUAUUAGAUACGAUUGAACAAAGUCUUGGGGGUCAUUUUACUGUCCCUUGCCACCCGUGAACUGCAGGCUAGUUACCUUGGUCCAGCUCUGGUGUCCUUGGUCUUUGAUCAUUCAGUGAGGGGCCUGGGUCUUUCUUCCCAUUGGACUGAAGCACCUUCCCAGAGACCUGCCUGAGGCAGUUUCUGGUCUUCAAGUCACUUCCUUUCAGAAUAUUGGCAGCUGGGUAGUGACUCUGGUUCUUUGAAUACAUCAGCCAGACAUCAUGCCAAGAUGGACUCAUUGCUUCACAAAGACACGUUGGGUCUAUGGGUGUUGCAGAACCUGUUUCUGGGUUAAGAGUAGCUCCCCCACCCUUCUAUAUAUUUAAUCAUAUGAAGAAAGCUUGUGUGUAUUUUGUGAGGUAAGGAAAACAUGACGAUAAUAUUUUGAUUGGAGUCAGAUAUUGCCUCUUUAAUAAUAUGUUGUCUUUUAACAAAUAGCAUCACUUUAAACUACAAUUUUGCUUGCUGAAUGAAGUAUUGCACAAGAAGCUGUGGUUACAUUCUAAAGUAUAGUAGCUUGUUCAGAAGCAGGUGCAUUUAAAAUGGUUGUUGUUUGCUUCUUUUUCAUCUCUUUUUAUUCUCAUCUGUCUUUUGUGAGGAGAUUCUGGGAAGCUUUUUUAAGCCUUGAAGAUUAAAUAGUCUAUUUUAACUAGACCCUAAGAAGGGGAGGUUGCUAUGCUGACAUAUUUAUCCAACAUUCAAAUAAGAAUAAUCAAAUAGUGUUUACUCACUAAUGUCUUUUGUUAAGUUUCUGAAUAUAAAUAGUCAGAAAACUAGAUAGUGCUAAUGUGUUAAUUUCUCUAAAUUGAAAUGUGGUAAGCUGCAAAGAAACUGCCAUUUAAUUCUCUGCUUUCACAUGCCUUGGUCCAUCCAGAAAAGUGUCGAGACUCGUUGAAGUUUGAGGAUGUGUAUAUUUUGAUUAUUAUUUUUAAUGUCUUUCUUUGCUCUGAACAUGCCUUUAUUUAUUUGCUAGAUCUUUUUUAAUUGGAAAUGUUAAGGACAUUUACUUUAUUGCAACAUUUAAAACACUUUCUAAUCUUUAUGAGGAUUAUUAGAGGAAAAACAUAUCUUGUGAAUCAUGCAAGUCCUUGGUAGUAUGUUACUAUUUAAAGUAAGUGACAAUAUUUCAUGACUCCUGUGACAUAUACUUCCUAAGAGAUUUAAAGAAAAUGGUUGUAACUAAAAACAAGCAUUGUAAUAUUUUAAGGUAGGUUUACAAAGUAACAGUUAUUCUUCGUGUUUACACAUAAUUAACUAGUAUUUAUACUUUGUUGAUUUUCUCUGGCACCUUUACAAGGUUUUUUUAAUUAAAAAAAUUAAAAAAAAUUUUUUUUAAAUCUUUAUUUAUUUUUGAGAAAGAGACGAGGGUGAGCAGGGGAGAAGCAGAUAGAGAGGGAUACACAGAAUCCAAAGCAGGCUCCAGGCCCUGAGCUGUCAGCACAGAGCCCAACGUGGGGCUUGAACCCACAAACCGCAAGAUCAUGACCUGAGCCGAAGUUGGACCCUCAACUGACUGAGCCACCCAGGUGCCCCCUAAUUAAAAUUUUUAAAAAUUGUUUACUUAUUUUUGAGAGAGAGAGAGCCCGAGUGUGAGUGGGGGAGGGGCAGAGAGCGAGGGAGAUACAGAAUCCGAAGCAGGCUCCAGGUUCUGAGCUGUCAGCACGGAGCCCCACGCGGGGCUGGAAUUCAUGAAUUGGAUCGUGACCUGAGCCAAAGUCGGACGCUUAACUGACCGAGCCACCCAGGUGCCCCUACAGGAUUUUUUUUGGAGGGGGAGGUUAUUUAAAAAGUAAUUACAUUUAAAAGUAGUUAAGGACAUUGAAAAAUCUAGAAAACUAUGAGAAAAAUAUUCAUAAUCAUACUAUUAAUAUUUUAGUGUACUCUUGGUUUCUUUUUUCUACCCUUAGUUUUAUUUAUUUAUUUAUUUAUUUAUUUAUUUAUUUAUUUAUUUAUUUAUAAAAAAUGUUUAUUUUUGACAGGGGUGGGGGGAAACAGGAUCCGAAGCAGGCUCCAUCUGACAGCAAAGAGCCUGAUGCGGGGCUCAAACUCAUGAACUGUGAGAUCAUGUCUUGAGCCAAAGUCAGACACUUAACUGACUGAGCCACCCAGACACCCCACUACCUUUAGUUUUAAAAAGUUAUUGAUUAAUGAUGUAUAUGCACAGUUUUCUGUACUGCCUUUCUUUGGUAGUUAUAAAUGUUUUUCAUAUUUUCAAGCAUUUUCCAUAAAUUGAUGUUUUUUGGUUAAAUAAUAUUCUUGUUAAUGGGGUUACUAGUUUUGACCAUUUUUUGAUUGGAUAUUUAGUUGGUUCCACUUUUUUUUCUAUAUAAAUGAUGCUGAUCACCUUCAUACAUAAAAAAAAAUUCCUCAUUAGGAUUUUUCCCCAUUAAACUAGAUUUGCAGAAGAAAAAUUACUGCGUCAAAGAGGGUAAUUUUUUAAAAUUGGGAAACAAUUUAAAAAUAAAAAGGAAAGCAUAAGAGAAAAUUAAAAUCUCCAAUAAGUCUAUCCCUUCCAACCAAAACCCACAGUUAAUAUUUUGAUAGAUUCUAGACAGUUUUUUUCUGUCUGUUAUUGCAGUUGGCAUUUUAGCAUAUGUAUAGUUUUAUCAUUUGCUUCUGCACUACUUAAGAUAUUGUGAACAUUUUCCUAUAUGUAAAUGUUCUUUAAGAAUAUUAAAGGGUGUAUACUGUUCUGUCUUAAGGAUCUGUUAUAUAUAAUUUAAACUGAAACCAAUUCUCAGUUGCCAACUUUCAUAAUUGUGAAUAAUGCUAUAAUGAACAUUCGUACAUUUAAAUCUUGGUAGGAAUAUUUAUUUUGUUAACAUAAGCUCUCAGAAGUCAGUAUUUUGUAUCAGAGUAUGGACUUACCUGUGACUUUGAUACACACUGCCAAAUUCCUUUCCAUAUAGUUUGACCAAGUUGUAUUUCCAUUGGCAGAAUAUGAAACUGUGUUCCCACCUGUGUUCAACCCUAGUUUUUAUUUUUAAAACUCUUAACCAAUUUGAUAAGUGGUAAAGGCUACCUCAUCUUAACUUGCCUCCCUGAUUAUACAGUGAUACUGAGUGGUUUUUCAAAUGGUUGGUGGCCACUUCUUAUUUACUUAUUUUGAUAAAUUGUGUCUUUUACCCCUCAAGGUAUUCAUUUUUUGGUUACUGAUUUGAAAAAGCUGUUUAUAUUAAGUGUAUUAGUUCUUUGUCUUAAAUGUGUUGCAACAUGCAUGGACAGGUUAAAUUGCAUAAUAUCAAAUUGCUACCAAUAUUGAUUUCAAAAAUUGUUUAUCUGAUAGGUUUUCAAUCCUUUGAUUUGCAAUGAGCUUCAUCAAUUUUCUUUUUAACUGGUAAUUUUAAUUUUAAUUUUAAUCUUGUAAUUUUCUUGUUAACUGGUAUUUUCUAUAGCUACUUUAAAAUUCUAAUCUGACUGUAUCAUAAAACAAAAAGCUGUCAGUUGUAUGUGCUCAGGAAAUGCACAUAUAACAUUUUAUAAAAAUAUACUGGAGGGAAACUGUAUAUUCUGGAACUAAAUAUGUGAUUUUGGUGGGUUGAGGGUAAGCUGCUUAUGUCCUGUUUUCCUGGACAUCCAAGAUUCUUUGAAGUAUGUAACAUCCCUGAAAGGCAGGACUAAUGCACUACUAAAUCUGACAUUUUGACCUAAUUGAUAAUUGUACUGUGGUUUAGCCAGUCAGUUUGGUCAGACAACAGGAUGACUAAGAUUCCCUCCCCUCUCUCCUCACCAAAUUGAUUAGUUGUGGGACAGAACUGACUCAAUCAACCUGUUGUUUUGGCACCCUGUGGACACCACCUGUUUCUUCCAUUUCUCCCUCCAGCCUCCCACUGCCCUAGUGCAGUGCUGUGUGCACAGUGGGUAGGAGAUCAAUGUUGUUGCUGAAGAAUGUUGCAAUAAAGAAGAGUAGACUGCUUUUUUUUUCAAGCUUGUAUGUUCUUAAGGUACCCUGCUGCUUUUGACAUUAAGAGCUCCAGCUGAACUGUUGUAUGUGGAAGCCCUGCAGGUCUUAAGUGUUUGAUUCAGAGUAAUUUCAGGCAAUAUGAAUGCUUUCUUAAGUAUCAUUGGAAUUUACUGGGCUGGUUGUUUGCCAGCUAUUACCAUAUUUAGCAGGAAGAGACCUGGGGAACAAGGACAUUUCUGACCAACCAAAGAAGGAAACCUUUCUGAAGAGGAUUGUGACUAUUUUUUAGGUGUGGUUAAGAGAAUGCCAGUUAGAGAGAUUCCGGUUUGUGUCCAGUUGUCUUUGUUUCUAUGCCCCAUCCACAAAAUUAAUUUAUGGGUGGGAAAAGAGAUUUGAUAGUGAAGCUCUUUCUCACCCUGAAGUCUAAUACUGUUUCUGGGAGGAAAUUAGAGAAUUCUUACACCUAGACUGUGCAUUGAGAGGCUUAAUUAACAGGUGAAGCUGCUGAUUAAAAACAGGUUGAGGGGUAUUUAUUUUCAUCUUUCUUUUUGAAGGCUUACUUAUUUUCUGCUUUGUCAUGGUCUGAAUUUAUUUUGGCCUAGUCCUUUUCUCCAUCCUACUUUUGGAACUGCCAGCCUUCCCUCUAUGGCUUAAAAUUUCUCUGCCUGUUUUUCCAUUUUAAAGAUGAAGAUACUAUUUGGAAGGAUCAUUCAAUAUAACUGACAUACAACUUAUUUUCAUAAAGUAAAACAACCCCAACGUUUACAUAGCAAUGUAGAGUUUACAGAGCCUUCUUAUAAUUGCCUCGUUUAUUCUUCAUAAAACCUUAGUGGAAACUGAGCCUCAGAGGGGUUAUUUGGCUUGUAUACCAUUGUUUAACCCUAGAUAAUAAGUGACAGGGCUGGGGAUAUAAACUUGUGGUUUGACUUUUUAAACUUCAGCUUUUUAAAAAAAAAAAAAAACAUUUUGUUGAAUUCUUACUAUGUGUCUCAUUCUGCUAGGGCUUUACGUAUAUUUCCUCACUUAAUUUACAUGGCUAUCCUUUAGGGUAGACAGUAUUUAACUGUUUUACAGACAAGGAAAUUGGAACUGAGAUUCACAGCUUUGGAUGAUGGGGUGAAUAAUGUGGUUAAUGAAGAAUGGAGACAGAAUUCAAGCAUCUGCAGUCAACGAUGGAGCUUUAUCAUUGCAGUGUCGGGACAGCUAUGAGCCCUGUGUAAAUGAAGGAAUAUGUGUUACCUACCACAAUGGUACAGGAUACUGCAAAUGUCUGGAGGGCUUCUUGGGAGAAUAUUGUCAACAUCGAGACCCCUGUGAGAAGAACCGCUGCCAGAAUGGGGGGACGUGUGUGGCCCAGGCCAUGUUGGGGAAAGCCACAUGCCGAUGUGCUCUGGGGUUCACAGGUGAUGACUGUCAGUACUCAACUGCUCACCCCUGCUUUGUGUCUCACCCCUGCCUGAAUGGAGGCACCUGCCAUGUGCGUAGCCGGGACGACUAUGAGUGUACCUGCCAAGUUGGUUUUACAGGUAAGCUGUGCCAAUGGACCGAUGCCUGCCUAUCUCAUCCCUGUGCAAAUGGAAGUACAUGCACCACUGUAGCCAACCAGUUCUCCUGCAGAUGCCUCGCAGGCUUCACAGGACAGAAGUGUGAGACUGACGUCAAUGAGUGUGACAUCCCAGGACAGUGUCAGCAUGGUGGCACCUGCCUCAAUCUGCUGGGUUCCUAUCAGUGCCAAUGCCCCCAGGGCUUCACAGGCCAGCACUGUGACAGCCCCUAUGUGCCCUGUGCACCCUCCCCCUGUGUCAAUGGAGGCACCUGCCGGCAGACUGGUGACUUCACAUUUGAAUGCAACUGCCUUCCAGGUUUUGAAGGGAUCACCUGUGAGCGGAAUAUUGAUGACUGCCCUAACCACAAGUGUCAGAAUGGAGGAGUUUGUGUGGAUGGGGUUAAUACUUACAACUGCCGCUGCCCCCCUCAGUGGACAGGACAGUUCUGCACAGAGGAUGUAGACGAGUGUCUGCUGCAACCUAACGCUUGUCAGAACGGAGGCACCUGCACCAACCGCAACGGGGGCUAUGGCUGCGUGUGUGUCAAUGGCUGGAGUGGAGACGACUGCAGUGAGAACAUCGAUGACUGCGCCUUCGCCUCCUGCACUCCCGGCUCCACGUGCAUUGACCGCGUGGCCUCCUUCUCUUGCAUGUGCCCUGAAGGAAAGGCAGGUCUCUUGUGUCAUUUGGAUGAUGCAUGCAUCAGCAAUCCUUGCCAUAAGGGGGCACUGUGUGAUACCAACCCCCUGAACGGGCAGUAUAUUUGCACCUGCCCCCAAGGCUACAAAGGCGCUGACUGCACAGAAGAUGUGGAUGAAUGUGCCAUGGCCAAUAGCAAUCCUUGUGAGCAUGCAGGAAAAUGUGUGAAUACAGAUGGUGCCUUCCACUGUGAAUGUCUGAGGGGCUAUACAGGGCCUCGUUGCGAGUUGGAUAUCAAUGAGUGCCAUUCCGACCCCUGCCAGAACGAUGCGACCUGUCUGGAUAAGAUUGGAGGCUUCACGUGUCUGUGCAUGCCAGGUUUCAAAGGUGUGCAUUGUGAACUGGAGAUAAACGAAUGUCAGAGCAACCCUUGUGUGAACAAUGGUCAGUGUGUAGAUAAAGUCAAUCGCUUCCAGUGUCUGUGUCCGCCUGGUUUCACUGGGCCAGUUUGCCAGAUUGAUAUUGAUGACUGUUCCAGUACUCCGUGUCUGAAUGGGGCAAAGUGUAUUGAUCACCCAAAUGGCUAUGAAUGCCAGUGUGCCACAGGAUUCACUGGUGUGUUGUGCGAGGAGAACAUCGACAACUGUGACCCUGAUCCUUGCCACCAUGGCCAGUGUCAGGAUGGGAUUGAUUCCUACACCUGCAUCUGCAACCCGGGGUACAUGGGUGCCAUCUGCAGUGACCAGAUAGAUGAAUGUUACAGCAGCCCUUGCCUGAAUGAUGGUCGCUGCAUUGACCUUGUAAAUGGCUACCAGUGCAACUGCCAGCCAGGCACGUCAGGUGUUAAUUGUGAAAUCAAUUUUGAUGACUGUGCAAGUAACCCUUGUGUCCACGGAGUCUGUAUGGAUGGCAUUAAUCGUUAUAGUUGUGUCUGCUCACCGGGAUUCACAGGGCAGAGAUGUAACAUCGACAUUGAUGAGUGUGCCUCCAAUCCCUGUCGCAAGGGUGCGACGUGCAUCAACGACGUGAAUGGUUUCCGCUGUCUAUGCCCCGAGGGACCCCAUCACCCCAGCUGCUACUCACAGGUGAACGAGUGCCUGAGCAGUCCCUGCAUCCAUGGGAACUGUACCGGAGGCCUCAGCGGAUACAAGUGUCUCUGUGAUGCAGGCUGGGUUGGCGUCAACUGCGAAGUGGACAAAAAUGAAUGUCUUUCUAACCCAUGCCAGAAUGGAGGAACUUGUGACAAUCUGGUGAACGGAUACAGGUGUACUUGCAAGAAGGGCUUUAAAGGCUAUAACUGUCAGGUGAAUAUUGAUGAAUGUGCUUCAAAUCCCUGCCUGAACCAAGGAACCUGCUUUGAUGACAUAAGUGGCUACACUUGCCACUGUGUGCUGCCAUACACAGGCAAGAAUUGUCAGACUGUGUUGGCUCCCUGUUCCCCAAACCCAUGUGAAAAUGCUGCUGUUUGCAAAGAGGCACCAAAUUUUGAGAGCUACACCUGCCUGUGUGCCCCUGGCUGGCAAGGUCAGCGGUGUACAAUUGACAUUGAUGAGUGUGUCUCCAAGCCUUGCAUGAACCAUGGUCUCUGCCAUAACACCCAGGGCAGCUACAUGUGUGAGUGUCCUCCAGGCUUCAGCGGUAUGGACUGUGAGGAGGACAUCGAUGACUGCCUUGCCAAUCCUUGCCAGAAUGGAGGUUCCUGUGUAGAUGGAGUGAAUACUUUCUCCUGUCUGUGCCACCCUGGCUUUAUUGGGGAUAAGUGUCAGACAGACAUGAAUGAGUGUCUGAGUGAACCGUGUAAGAAUGGAGGGACCUGCUCCGACUAUGUCAACAGUUACACUUGCAAGUGCCAGGCGGGAUUUGAUGGAGUCCACUGUGAGAACAACAUCGAUGAGUGCACUGAGAGCUCCUGUUUCAAUGGUGGCACGUGUGUCGACGGGAUUAACUCCUUCUCUUGCUUGUGUCCUGUGGGCUUCACUGGCCCCUUCUGCCUCCAUGAGAUCAAUGAAUGCAACUCUCAUCCAUGCCUAAAUGAAGGAGUAUGUGUUGAUGGCCUGGGUACCUACCGCUGCACCUGCCCCUUGGGCUACACUGGCAAAAACUGUCAGACCCUAGUGAACCUCUGUAGUCGGUCUCCAUGUAAAAACAAAGGUACUUGCGUUCAGGAAAAAGCAGAGUCCCGGUGUCUGUGUCCGUCUGGAUGGGCUGGUGCUUACUGUGAUGUGCCCAAUGUAUCCUGUGAGGUGGCGGCUUUCCACAGAGGGGUGUCCAUUGACCACCUGUGCCAGCACUCUGGCAUCUGCAUCAAUGCUGGAAACUCGCAUCAAUGCCAGUGCCCCCUGGGCUACACCGGGAGCUACUGUGAGGAGCAGCUCGAUGAGUGCUCGUCCAACCCCUGCCAGCACGGAGCCACUUGCAGGGACUUCAUCGGCGGGUAUAGAUGUGAGUGUGUCCCAGGAUAUCAGGGUGUCAAUUGUGAGUAUGAAGUGGACGAGUGCCAGAAUCAGCCAUGCCAGAACGGAGGCACCUGUGUCGACCUUGUGAACCAUUUCAAGUGCUCCUGUCCACCAGGCACUCGAGGCCUGCUCUGCGAAGAGAACAUUGACGACUGUGCCGGCGGUCCCCACUGCCUUAACGGUGGUCAGUGUGUGGAUAGGAUUGGGGGCUACAGUUGCCGCUGCUUGCCCGGCUUUGCAGGAGAACGGUGUGAGGGGGACAUCAACGAGUGCCUCUCCAACCCCUGCAGCUCUGAGGGCAGCCUGGACUGCAUACAGCUGACCAACGACUACCUGUGUGUCUGCCGCAGUGCCUUCACUGGUCGUCACUGUGAAACUUUCGUCGAUGUGUGUCCGCAUAUGCCUUGCCUGAAUGGGGGAACUUGUGCUGUGGCCAGCAACAUGCCCGAUGGUUUCAUUUGUCGUUGUCCCCCGGGAUUCUCCGGGGCAAGAUGCCAGAGCAGCUGUGGACAAGUGAAGUGCAGGAGAGGGGAGCAGUGUGUGCACACGGCCUCAGGACCCCGCUGCUUCUGCCCCAACCCCCAGGACUGCGAGUCAGGCUGUGCCAGUAGCCCCUGCCAGCACGGGGGUAGCUGCUACCCUCAGCGCCAGCCUCCUUAUUACUUCUGCCAGUGUUCUCCACCAUUCUGGGGCAGCCACUGUGAGCUUUACACGGCCCCCACCAGCACCCCUCCUGCCACCUGUCUGAGCCAGUAUUGUGCCGACAAAGCUCGGGACGGCGUCUGCGAUGAGGCAUGCAACAGCCAUGCCUGCCAGUGGGAUGGGGGUGACUGUUCCCUGACCAUGGAGAACCCCUGGGCCAACUGCUCUUCCCCACUUCCCUGCUGGGAUUACAUCAACAACCAGUGUGAUGAGCUGUGUAACACGGCCGAGUGCCUUUUUGACAACUUUGAAUGCCAAGGGAACAGCAAGACGUGCAAGUAUGACAAAUACUGUGCAGACCACUUCAAAGACAACCACUGUGACCAGGGAUGCAACAGUGAGGAGUGUGGCUGGGAUGGGUUGGACUGUGCUGCUGACCGGCCGGAGAACCUGGCGGAGGGGACCCUGGUUAUAGUGGUGCUCAUGCCCCCAGAGCAGCUUCUCCAGGAUGCCCGCAGCUUUUUGCGGGCACUGGGCACCCUGCUCCGUACCAACCUGCAGAUUAAACGGGACUCCCAGGGGGUACUCAUGGUCUACCCCUAUUAUGGUGAGAAGUCGGCUGCCAUGAAGAAGCAGAGGAUGAUACGCAGGUCCCUUCCUGGUGACCAAGAACAGGAGGUGGUUGGCUCCAAGGUGUUUCUGGAAAUUGACAACCGCCAGUGUGUUCAAGAUUCAGACCAGUGUUUCAAGAACACGGAUGCAGCAGCAGCUCUUCUGGCCUCUCACGCCAUCCAGGGGACCUUGUCCUACCCUCUUGUGUCCGUCGUCAGUGAAUCUCUGACUCCAAAAGGUACUCAGCUUCUCUAUCUACUUGCUGUUGCCGUUGUCAUUAUCCUGUUUAUUAUCUUGCUGGGAGUUAUCAUGGCGAAACGAAAGCGUAAGCAUGGCUCCCUCUGGCUGCCUGAAGGUUUCACCCUUCGCCGAGACUCCAGCAAUCACAAGCGCCGUGAGCCAGUGGGACAGGAUGCCGUGGGGCUGAAAAAUCUCUCAGUGCAAGUCUCAGAGGCUAACCUAAUUGGUUCUGGAACAAGUGAACAUUGGGUUGAUGAUGAAGGGCCCCAGCCAAAGAAAGCCAAGGCUGAAGAUGAGGCUUUGCUCUCAGAAGAAGAUGAUGCCAUUGAUCGACGUCCAUGGACACAGCAGCACCUUGAGGCUGCAGAUAUCCGCAGGACGCCAUCGCUGGCACUCACUCCUCCACAGGCAGAGCAGGAGGUGGAUGUGUUGGAUGUGAAUGUCCGUGGCCCAGAUGGGUGCACCCCACUGAUGCUGGCUUCCCUCCGAGGAGGCAGCUCAGAUAUGAGUGAUGAAGAUGAAGAUGGAGAGGACUCUUCUGCCAACAUCAUCACAGACUUGGUCUACCAGGGUGCCAGCCUGCAGGCCCAGACAGACCGGACUGGUGAGAUGGCUCUGCACCUUGCAGCGCGCUACUCAAGGGCUGAUGCCGCCAAGCGUCUCCUGGAUGCAGGUGCAGACGCCAACGCCCAGGACAACAUGGGCCGCUGCCCUCUCCAUGCUGCAGUGGCAGCUGAUGCCCAGGGGGUCUUCCAGAUUCUGAUCCGCAACCGAGUAACUGAUCUGGACGCCAGGAUGAACGAUGGCACUACACCACUGAUCCUGGCCGCCCGCCUGGCUGUGGAGGGAAUGGUGGCAGAACUGAUCAACUGCCAAGCAGAUGUGAAUGCAGUAGACGACCAUGGAAAAUCCGCUCUUCACUGGGCAGCUGCUGUCAAUAACGUGGAGGCAACCCUUUUGCUGUUGAAAAACGGGGCCAACCGAGACAUGCAAGACAACAAGGAAGAGACACCUCUGUUUCUUGCUGCCCGGGAGGGAAGCUAUGAAGCAGCCAAGAUCCUGUUAGACCAUUUUGCCAAUCGGGAUAUCACAGACCACAUGGAUCGUCUUCCCCGGGAUGUGGCUCGGGACCGCAUGCACCAUGACAUCGUGCGCCUCCUAGACGAGUACAAUGUGACACCGAGCCCUCCAGGCACUGUGCUGACUUCUGCCCUCUCACCUGUCAUCUGUGGGCCCAACAGAUCUUUCCUCAGCCUAAAGCACACCCCAAUGGGCAAGAAGCCUAGACGGCCCAAUACCAAGAGUGCCAUGCCCACUAGCCUCCCUAACCUUGCCAAGGAGGCCAAGGAUGCCAAGGGUAGUAGGAGGAAGAAGUCUCUGAGUGACAAGGGUCAGCUGUCUGAGAGUUCAGUGACUUUAUCCCCAGUUGAUUCUUUAGAGUCUCCUCACACAUAUGUUUCUGACACCACAUCCUCUCCAAUGAUUACAUCCCCUGGAAUCUUACAGGCCUCACCCAACCCUAUGUUGGCCACUGCUGCACCCCCUGCCCCAGUCCAUGCACAGCAUGCACUGUCCUUCUCUAACCUGCAUGAAAUGCAGCCUUUGGCUCACGGGGCCAACACUGUGCUUCCCUCAGUGAGCCAGCUGCUAUCCCACCACCACAUUGUUCCCCCAGGCAGUGGCAGUACGGGGAGCUUGGGCAGGCUCCAUCCAGUCACUGUUCCAGCAGAUUGGAUGAACCGUAUGGAGAUGAAUGAGACCCAGUACAAUGAGAUGUUUAGUAUGGUUCUGGCUCCAGCUGAGGGCACGCACCCUGGCAUAGCUCCCCAGAGCAGACCACCUGAAGGGAAGCAUAUAACUACCCCUCGGGAGCCCUUGCCCCCCAUUGUGACUUUCCAGCUAAUCCCCAAAGGCAGUAUUUCCCAACCAGCAGGGACUCCCCAGCCUCAGUCCAACUGCCCCCCACCUGUUGCAGGCCCUGUGCCCACCAUGUACCAGAUUCCAGAAAUGGCUCGUUUGCCUAAUAUGGCUUUUCCCACUGCCAUGAUGCCCCAGCAGGAUGGGCAGGUUGCUCAGACCAUUCUCCCAGCCUAUCAUCCUUUCCCAGCCUCUGUGGGCAAGUAUCCCACACCACCUUCACAGCAUAGUUAUGCUUCCUCAAAUGCUGCUGAGCGAACACCCAGUCACAGUGGUCACCUCCAGGGUGAGCAUCCCUACCUGACACCAUCCCCAGAGUCUCCUGACCAGUGGUCAAGUUCAUCACCCCACUCUGCUUCUGACUGGUCAGAUGUGACCACCAGCCCUACCCCUGGGGGUGCUGGAGGAGGUCAGCGGGGACCUGGAACACACAUGUCUGAGCCACCGCGCAGCAACAUGCAGGUGUAUGCAUGAAAGAGUCUGCCUCCAGUGUAGGGACAGAACUGCCUAUUGUAAAUGCUGCUGAGGAACAAAUGAAGGUCAUCCGGGAGAGAAAUGAAGAAAUCUCUGGAAUCAGCUUCUGGAAGCAGGAGGAAGAAGAUGCUUUUAUCUUUUAGAUAAUGCAAGAAGCAAUUUUGUCAGCUUCACUGGGUAUCUGCAGGAUUUGGGGUGGGAGGAACAUGGUUCCUUUCAGUCUCUUACCCAUCAAGCCAAGUUUGUGGAAACUCAAGAUGAAUACAAGACUUGGGGCCACGUUUACUCUUUUCUCUUUGGAGAAAAGAAUGGAUGCCUGUUGUAGCCCAGAAAUUCUUGCAGCCUGGACUGCAUUUUAAGCCCUGGGGGCUUCUGCCAUAUCCAUGAGAAGAUUUUACAUACAGUCCUGUUGGGAAUUGUACCUUGGAAUUCUGCCCAAGUUGACUUAUCUCAUCUUCUCUUACUUGGAAAUUCUUCUGACUUCAUUUGGUGCUUUAAUUUUUGCACCUCUCUGUGGUUGUACUCCCCCCACACCCCCAGCAUGGUAUAGGGCAACGUGCUUUUAAUCAUUCCUGCUCUGAGAAGCAAUUUCAGCCUCCUUUCCCCUCUUCUCCCAGUGUCCCCAGGAAUAUCACAGGGUUUGCUUCGGUUAUGGUUCUCAGCAUACACCUUUCAAGUAUGUUUCUUUAGAAAACGGAUUCAUUGCAGUCUCCUACAUAAUGUCAUUCCUAGAAGAGGAAGGGGAGCAAGACAUUUUUCUUUGAACCCAUUUUGGAGACAGAAGUCCUUUUCAAGAGACUGCACCUUAGUUCUCUUGCCUGCAUGCAGGGCUUUAUGUAAACCUUACCAGGAAGAAGGAUAAGAAUUGGUUGUUUUCCCAUUUGUGGGCCUAGUCAGUGGGAAGUUUUAUCAUUGGCAGUGCAGGUACUAUGAGCCCCUUAAAACAAAUAAACAAACAAACAAGAAACAGACAAAGAUGUGGAAUGUUGGAAUGACCAAGAGAUAAGCUAACUCAUGUGAGAAGUGGUUAUCCACUAACAAGUCCUUUUCCUUCUCUCCCAGCAUUCCAUUGACGGCCUGUGCAAAACACAUUUGUUCCCAGAUCUCAGAACCCCUGGCCUACUUCACUCACUCAUCCAGCAGUAAAGCUAGCCUUAGUUGUUGAGACUUUCCUUCCAUAGAAGAAAAUGUCUCAAACGAUGCUUCCUCGCCACUCAGAGCUGAACUCUGUUUGGCUCGAGGGACCCCGUGCCAGCCGGGUUCCUUUUGUGGAGGGAUUGCAGUCUCUGCUUUCUGAGGCUGUUUCUGACCGCAGGCCUGCUCACCAGCCCUUCGCUGUGCGUGCAGUCUGAGUUAUUGGUGCACCCAAGUAGGUUCUCACCGAACGCAUGGACUUUUCUGUGUUCAAGUGCAGGAGAUAGAAAGAAAGCUAACCUAGUUUUCUGGGAUCAAGCCAGCCCCGUACAAAGGUUGGAACUAUGAGGCGGCCUUUGCUAUUUUUUGCUACCAUUCCUUUUGUUUUGAGGCAGUCGUGGCGUUCCCUUUCAGGCAACUAACAUAGAAACUUUACUGUGGACAUUUUCCUUUCCCGGAGUUGCCUUGUAGAUAAUGAUGGACAAUUAAAGACUGUCUUUGUCAUUCUCAUGCUCAGAUUAUGGUUAUAUUUUACUUGAGUCGGCUCUCUGUAUUUGUGGUCUUGGCACCUUCUGUGACACUCUGUCAAGGGCAGAAGCAUUCUAGUCAACACUAGAAAUAGGAAUAUCGUUUUCUUCCUCUUGUCCCUGAGUCAUCCAAUAGUGGAUCCUGUGGCCACACUGUCAUCUCUGCCCGGUGCUGUGAUGUCAUGACACCUGGGAAAUUAGUUCUGCUGGGGCAUUUUGUAGAUAAUGACAGGUGAAUUGCCUACUCUGUUUGAAUGGUAGUCUUCAUUACUGCCUUGGCUAGGAGUACCCGUCAGAGCAUUCCACUUAACGUGAUUUAUCUGUUUGUGGCCCCGUAUGGAACCCCUGAGUGUCUGUUAGCAUGGCAGUCUACAAAUUUUUUUUUUUAGUCCUGCCCAAGCUCAUCAACAGAAAUAAUUAGUACUGCCCCAGCAAACUGUAUUCUCUCAUGUGGCAACUCUUACCAGCCCUUUCAUAGCAGGUAACAUUUUAUCUUCUGAACAGUGACUCUCUGUCCUUGGGCCCAUUUGUUAAUUCACAGAUGGGGAGAACCUCUCUGUGUGGGCCACUGUGGACCUCACCACAUCUGCCCCUGUCAUCCUGUUUCAUCCCCACUUCCUGAAAGUAUCAGCCUCUGACCCAACAGCUUGGAUCCUCUAUUGCCUCCUCCUUCCCCAACCACAAUUUAGGCCUAACUUGCUUCUUUUUCCUUCUUGGGAUCCUUUGGGUUUUGGGAAAGGGAAUGUGAAAGCUGCCAUUACAGACUACGGGCUUCAGUGAUAGGAGGAAAACACUGCCUUUCAAGCAUUUAUCAAUCCCUUAGAUUUUAAGAACCCUUCAGUUGUAUAGUACCUAAUAAAAGUGAAGGUGAGAUGGAGAAUCACUUUCUUAUUUGGGUUCUGAAUUAGAGACUAAGUUUUAUAGGACACGUCUUUUAUGCCAUGUAUAGGUCACCCUCUCCCCAAUUUUGGUUUUUAUUUUUAUAAAUUUUUCUUUUGACUCCUCUUCUGUCUGCCUUUGGGGAUAGACUCUUCUGUUUGUUUCUUCUGUUUUGUGUUAAGCAUCAUUUUCUGACUUACAUGAUGGUGAGGGAGAGAAACGUGUAAAAGAGAGUUAAAGACUUUGAUGUAAGCAGUCAGCCAUGAUGCGCAAGCCUGCUAUACCAUCUUAUUACGGUCGCUGGUACACAGUUCUGGCAUAGAAAAGAACCAAAGGUAUAAUAUUUUGUGGGCAGGCAGUUUGGAUUUUAACCAACACAUUGAAUGUAUGAUGACUAUUUGAGAGGACACAACUAUAUGACCUGACGCUCCCACUUGUAACUGGUACUACGGCUCCUUCCUUGUGUACAUUUCUCUUAAAAGUGAUACUAUAUGUUUGUAUGAGAAACCCAGUAACCAGAAAAAUGACUGCAUAUUCCUAACUAUACAUAGUAAGGAAAAUGCAAACUGUUUUUACUUUUCAAAUUUUCAUUCUAAAGUAGUUAAGAUGAAAUUUAUAUGAAAGCAUUUUUAUCACAAAAUAAAAAAAAGAUUACAUGUCAA